Molecule: messenger RNA, 1859 nt
Organism: Helianthus annuus (common sunflower)
Lineage: Eukaryota; Viridiplantae; Streptophyta; Magnoliopsida; Asterales; Asteraceae
Product: LRR repeats and ubiquitin-like domain-containing protein At2g30105
Exons: 11
Coding region: 595-1674 (359 amino acids)
Molecular function (GO): protein binding
Source: RefSeq, a predicted model, not a curated record
GGGCUAGUAAUGCCGAUACACAGAUACCAUUAUACCAAAGAAAUCUCUAGAGAUAAACACCAUUGUUCAAAUUCAAAAGCCAGAUUUUCGGUAAUUUCUUGUAGUAGAUAUCCAAAAAGAGGAUGGACGGUUUGGUUACCCAUUCAUUCUUAUUCAUUUUCAAUCAAUUCUUUUAUUUUCAAGAAUCACAAUUUCCUUUUAUCCUUGUUAUCUCAAAAUCUUUCGUUUGCAAAUUUAACAUAAAAGUAAAUAUAUUUAACUUUUUCUUUUUAUAAAUCAUAUUUGUCGAUGCCCUUCUGUUGCGUUGACUUGACAGACUCGUGACCUCCAAAGGAGUGCCACCACCGUCGUCGUUGAUGAUGAAGAUUCCGGCUAGUAUUCCGGUAGAAAACCGCCAUUAACCGGCAGAAAAGGUUGCCGAAACGAGCAUUCAGAUUAUUUUACUGAAAUAAGUAAAACUACCGAUGAAGAUGGAACUGGAACCAUGAUGAAGAUGGAGUGAUGAACCAAUGAAGAUGGAGCUGAAUCUUGUGGAUGAAGUGAUCAACCGAAGGGGCGAAUCGUUGAUUUGGGUUGGAAGCAUUGGGGUUGAAUAUGGAGACGAAAGAAAAGAUGAUACAAGUAAGCGUGAAAUUCAAUGGGCGUUGGAUACCAUUGAGCCUCUCUGCUGACACCACCGUCAAAGACCUGAAAUCUGUGCUUCAACCACUCACCAAUCUCCUACCUCGCGGCCAGAAACUCAUCGCUAAAGGCAAAAUUCUUGACGAUCAAAUGAAUUUGAACGGACUCUCUAAGAUACAGCUCAUCGGCUCCCAAGGCCUGCAUCAAGGGAGUGGACCCAUCAUCAAGAAGGAAUCUCCAGAUUUAAGGAAGACCAAUUAUAAUAAUAAUAAGCAAGUGAGCGUUGUCAAGAGCCAAUUCGAAAGAUGGAAGCUGACUGGGGUCAUUUCUCUAUCUGACUCUGGCAUUAAGCUCAUACCUCAAGAUGUUUGGAAUUGUGGAUCUUCAGUAAGAUUCCUUGAUCUCAACUCCAACUCAAUAGAGGAUGUACCAGAGGAUGUAGCUGCUUUGACUUCUUUACAGAAACUUUUCUUGAAUGCAAACUGCAUCACAGAUGAAUCUCUUAGCUGGAAAGGACUCUCGUCGCUCAAAUCUCUCUCCCUUAUGUCUUUGAGCCAUAAUCUUUUGACCACUUUACCCGCUGAUUUGGCUGCCUUAAUCUCCCUGAAGGAGCUUCAUGUUGCACACAACAACUUAACAUCUCUUCCUGAUGAAAUAGGAUUACUGGUUCAUCUUGAGGUUUUAAAAGCCAAUGACAACAGGCUUACUACUAUCACUUCACGCAUAGGGAGCUGCUCUACCCUUGUUGAAGUUGAUUUUUCACAGAAUCUUCUCAUAGAGCUACCAGAAACCCUCAGCAAUUUGACAAAUCUUAAGGCUUUGCAUCUUCACAACAAUGGCCUGAGAUCACUUCCAUCUACGUUGUUAAAAAACUGCACGCAGCUAUCAACCCUUGACCUCCAUGGCACCGAAAUAACAAUGGACAUGCUUAGAGAGUUUGAAGGUUGGGAAAGCUUUGAUGAGCGGCGCGUGCUUAAACAUUCCAAACAGUUGGCAUUUCGGGUUCAAGGAGCCUCGUCUUCUUAUUUCGACGAAGGUGCUGAUAAAAGCUAACAUGGAUGGAUGGCUACGAGGCAAGUGCAGGUUUUAGAUCUUAAUUUCUCUAUGGUUUACAUGAAUAUUUUGGGUGUUUAAAGACUAGAGAUGUAUCACACAUUGUAAUAAUUACUGGAAAAUGAAAAUUCCAUCAUGUAUACGUUUAACAAAUUUUUGAUAACAAGGAUUCAGUUGCCCACAAA